This is a messenger RNA of Pseudomassariella vexata, 1278 nucleotides long. RefSeq lists its product as uncharacterized. The record is from RefSeq and is a predicted model, not a curated record. The coding region runs from base 190 to 1098 and encodes 302 amino acids. The transcript has 3 exons. Lineage: Eukaryota; Fungi; Ascomycota; Sordariomycetes; Amphisphaeriales; Pseudomassariaceae.
CGGUGGGAUCCCGUACCCCCAAGCAGUUGAAACCGGCGGCUAUGACAUCAUCCUUCAGCUAUUAUAAUUCGGCCGGUGGUUUCUGAUCUAUAAGUAACCCCCUUGGCUUUGGAUGGUAUCCAGGUCUAGCAACAUAUUCCAACUACCAACGUCAACAAUUCCAAUUUUACGGCUCAGAACCUGCCGACAAUGCGCGUUCUAAUCGCAGGCAUCACAGGAAACUUGGGCAUUGCCACAGCCCAGGCUGCACUCGCUCGUGGGCACCAAGUGCGCGGCCUAGCGCGCAACCCUACGAAGCUGGACGCGGUGGUCUUCACGCCAGAACUAGAGAGCUUUGUCAAGAUGCAGAACUACUAUGACAUCACAGCACUCGACCAGGCCGUUGCCGGUGUCGAUGCUGUCAUUAAUUGCUUUUCGGGAAGUCCAGAGCUCAUGCUGGAUGGGCAGCUGCUUUUGCUUCGUGCGGCCGAACGUGCCGGUGUCAAGAUUUUUCACGCAUCGUCUUGGAAUUCCGAUUGGACGAGGAACAAGCCGGGCGACCAUGCCAUCUACGACAUGAUCAUUAACUUUUCCACUCAUGCGCGUCUUUCUUCCCCCAUUAAGCCCAUAUUUGCCUUCACAGGGGCGCUUUUAGAUUUUGCCUUCAUCACCAUGCGGCAGGAGUGGCUAAACUUCGACAAAGACCCGGCAGCCAUCAACUUCUGGGGUGACGGGACGCAUCCCAUUAUCUACACCACGAUACAUGACGCGGCAGCUUACACGGUCGCCGCAAUCGAGGAGCCAGACGCGGCCGACGGUGGCUUCUACCGCGUGCAGAGUUUCCGUUGCUCAGCGCUCGAGCUGGCGGACGGCUACGAGGCCGUCCGCGGCGUCACGCUCCAAAGGCGGAGUCUCGGGUCUCUACAGGAUAUCGAGUCCCAGCUUGCGCUCGCCCGCGCCACGACGUCUCCGAAGCAGUUCUGGGAGUACCUCGGUCUGGUAUACUCUAAGUUCAAUUACGAUGGAACCUGGGAUAUCCAUCAUACGGAUGGCCGAAAGUGGAAGUAUGUGAAGCCGACUACGUGGGAGGAAUGGCUGCGAACACAUCCUGAAGUUUGAGUUGUGGACACCGUGCUCAUUUCCAUCCGUAUUGUAAAGAUGAUUGGUUAUGUAUAGCAUUGGCGAAGCUUCUGUAUAUCAGUUACAUAUUAUCUAGAAGCGUACAGAUGCCUCUAGAAGGUUAAGCGCUCGAGAUAAGGAACACUUGGUUAUUUAAAACUGCCGACACUCCAAAAUAAC